Messenger RNA from Pan troglodytes (chimpanzee), 549 nucleotides. RefSeq names its product coiled-coil domain containing 179 (gene CCDC179). The transcript is spliced from 5 exons. NCBI's taxonomy places the organism in Eukaryota, Metazoa, Chordata, Mammalia, Primates, Hominidae. The coding region runs from base 87 to 452 and encodes 121 amino acids. The record is from RefSeq and is a predicted model, not a curated record.
GCUUGAAGGCUGUGGGUGUGGGGCCCCAUAAUCAUUUGGUCCAGGACAGGCAGUAGGCGUCAGGGGGCGCCCUAAGGCUCCACGGCAUGUGCCUGUACUGCUGGGACAUCGAGCCUUCCCAAGUCAACCCUGAAGGACCAAGACAACAUCAUCCUUCAGAGGUCACUGAGCGGCAGCUUGCAAAUAAAUGUAUUCAGAAUAUGCAAAACCUAAAGAAAGAGGAGAGGAGAUUGAAUAAAAGGUUUGCAAAGCCUUCUCCCAUUCUAGAACCAGGACUCCUAUCCCAGAUGUUUUUUAAAGAAAUGUCUACAAACUGUUCUAUACCAUUCAUCCCACCAACUGGUUUGAGGUUGCAGAGACAACUGAAAUGUUUCACAAAUAAUGGUCAUCUUGAUAAAGCAGGAGUCUAUUUGAAGGAAACCAUGCUCCAGACAGAAAUAUGUGGAUUGUGAACAUCAAGUGACAUAUCAUGAAUUGAUCAACCACAAAAUAAAUGCAAUACUCCACCAUUUCAGAAAAAUAAACACAGUGCAAGUAUUUAAUAUCCAA